AUCCACCUUGAACGCAACGCGCUACCUUGCUUUCCGACUCGCCUGGACGAGAAAAGAUGAAAUGAGUAACUUUUGCGACGCUUAAGCGGACACCGUCCUUUAUAUAUGACUCUCUGCACCGCCCAUUUUUUAAAUCCUCCAGAACCUAUUCUGCUAUCCGUGUAGCUGUAGCAGCUAAUCCGGGCCGUCGCAAUGGCCAACAUCAUCCUCACCAUUAUCCGCGCGCUUCGUGAGAAUCCCGUCUCGGGCCCGGCGUGUAUACUGGUCACGAGCGCCAUUGCAUACUUCCUAGGCAAUGAGUUUGUUCGUUUUAAUGCCCGGCUGCCUACGCUAAAAGGCCCUGGCGGCUGGCCGGUGGUUGGCAACAUCUGGGAUAUCCGCGUCAACGCGGCUGAAAAGUACAGGAAAUGGGCCAAACAGUACGGAAGCGUAUACCAGAUUAUGCUGGGCAAUAUCCCCGUGGUUGUUAUCAACUCGGCUGCUGCUGCGAAGGCAAUCUUUGGACAAAACGCCCAGGCUCUUAGCUCGCGACCAGAGCUUUACACAUUCCACAAGGUCUUGUCUGACACUGCUGGAACCACUAUUGGCACAUCUCCGUACAGUGACUCGCUCAAGAGACGGAGAAAAGGUGCUGCGUCGGCUCUCAACAGACCGUCUGUCGCAACGUACGUGUCUCAUCUCGAUGUCGAAACCAAGGACUUUGUGCGCGAGCUCUAUGAGUACGGUGAUGCUGGUAAGACGCCAGUUGACCCCAUGCCUAUGAUCCAGCGCUUGUCUCUGUCCCUAGCACUGACCCUUAACUGGGGCACACGGCUCAAGAGUCAAAAGGACGACAUGUUUGGCGAGAUUACGGAAGUGGAGGAGGAAAUCUCAAAGUUCCGCUCCACAACAGGCAACCUGCAGGACUAUAUCCCGAUCCUGCGCCUGAACCCGUUCAACAGCCACUCGCAGAAAGCGCGGGAGGUGCGCAACCGCCGAGACGUGUACCUCAAGAUGCUCAACGACGGGCUAGACGAGCGCAUCGCCAACGGUACACACAAGCCAUGUAUUCAGGCCAAUGUCAUCAUGGAUGAGGAAGCCAAGCUUAACAAGGAGGAACUGACAUCCAUCAGCUUGACUAUGCUUUCUGGCGGCCUUGACACCGUUACUACGCUGGUCGCGUGGUUCGUUUUGCUCUUGUCGCAGCACCCCGAGGUGCAGGAUAAAGCUGUAGAAGAGAUUCGCAAGUUUUACGGUGAGGACGAGCCAAUGUGUGAUGAGCAAGACGACCAGCAGUGCCAGUACAUUGUUGCGCUGGUCAAGGAGGCUCUUCGAUACUACACUGUGCUUCGUCUUGCGCUGCCCCGCACCUCGAUUCGUGAUGUUCAGUAUGAGGGCCACCUGAUUCCCAAAGGAACCAUGUUUUUCCUUAACGCGUGGGCCUGUAACAUGGAUGAUGCCUUGUGGACUGAUCCAGAUGUGUUCCGUCCUGAGAGAUGGCUGGAGCAGCCAGACGCUCCUCUGUUUACGUAUGGUGUUGGAUACCGCAUGUGCACGGGCUACUUGCUAGCGAAUCGUGAGCUCUACUUAACCACGAUGCGUCUGCUGAACAGCUUCCGCAUUGAAAAGUAUGACGACGCAGACUGCCAUCCCAUCACAGGCAACACUGACCCAACGAGUCUGGUGGCCCUGCCGCCGCGGUACAAAUCUCUCUUUGUUCCCAGAAACCCAGAGGUUCUUAAGAAGGUCGUGCAUGAUAUCGUGGCUGCGGAUGGGAGCUACUGAGGUGGUGGUGUCGGCGCAUGGAUGAAAUUGCAUAAUACUGCAUGAAAUCAUGAUUAUGACAAACGCUAGCAUAUAAUUCCGCAUAUAGUAGCAUGCUUUUAUAUAUAUAUAAAUAAACACUCACCUUGAAUCCU
[Torrubiella] hemipterigena is the source of this 1898-nucleotide messenger RNA. The record is from the annotation of a GenBank genome assembly. NCBI's taxonomy places the organism in Eukaryota, Fungi, Ascomycota, Sordariomycetes, Hypocreales, Clavicipitaceae.